AUGAAGUUCACGAGCAUUCUUAUCGCUGCCCUCAGCGGAGUAGCUAUUGCGGUAAUUCCGACGUUGCUACAUCAGUUGCAACGGGCUUCCCAUUCGCUGCUUGGGCACGUUAGGACGAAUGUGUUCGCAGGAACCCUUGAUUCGCGUCAAUACGAGUAA
Molecule: messenger RNA, 159 nt
Organism: Beauveria bassiana ARSEF 2860
Lineage: Eukaryota; Fungi; Ascomycota; Sordariomycetes; Hypocreales; Cordycipitaceae
Exons: 4
Coding region: 1-159 (52 amino acids)
Source: RefSeq, a predicted model, not a curated record